Messenger RNA from Pedinophyceae sp. YPF-701, 2496 nucleotides. The record is from the annotation of a GenBank genome assembly. Lineage: Eukaryota; Viridiplantae; Chlorophyta; Pedinophyceae.
AUGGCGACGCGGCUCACGCACCCGGUCGCCGUCGUCGUGGCGGACGGCGCGGGCGUCGCCCAGCUGGCGCACUGCCGCGGGGUUUCAGCGCACGUUGCCACGCAGGCAGUGGCCGAGGCCCUGGGGCUGGCCCGGGAGUCCGCGAACCCGGCGUUUCGGAACAGGCGCGGCGCCCUCGGGUAUGGGAGGCUGCUGUCUGGGGGCGCGUCCGUGCCCGUCGUGCGCGGUUCGCACAGGGCGUACAUAUCUGCCUUGGGCCCCUCCCUGUGGGCGAUAGUCGUCGCUCCCGCGGCGGUGCCCUCGCACUUCUGCUGCCGCGUCAUGUCUGGUGUCACAGCACUCCUCUUCUCCACCGCGCUGCUCGCCAGAUCGAACAAGCCGGUCCGGAUACCCCCCCAGGUAGCGCUGCUCCUGCGCUCGCUGGUGGCGUCGGGCGGCGCACGCCUGCACCUCGACGCGUCGCACCUCCGCGCCGUCGUGACCGAGAAGGACGCCAUGCGCAUCGAGCGCAGCGCGACCCGCGAGCUCCGCGCCCGCAUGGCGCACCUCGCCUCCGUGCACGUCACCAACGGCACCGCGGCCUUCCGCGCAGCCGAGCGCAAAGCCGAGCGCGAGACGCGGGCGCGCGACAGGGCCUCCGCGAAGAAGGGCGGGAACGACGGCGACGACGACGCCCGCGACAGCGACAGCGACGGCGGCAUGCCGGGCUACGAGGCCAUGCCGUCGCGGCCCAGCCAGACCGCACAGAGGGGCGAGUCCGGCCGCGCCGCGGAGGCCCCCCGGCCCGAGGCGUUCCGGCGCCCGCGGCUCCGCGCGGCGCUGGGCGCGUCGAGCGUGUCGUUCGUGGUGCCGCAGGGCGCCCGCGCGGGCGUGGCGGUGUCGAUCGAGCAGCGCGUGGAGAGCGGCAAGUUCGCCGACCGCGUGCGGCCGUCGGUGGACCGCGCCGAGUCGUCGGACGCGUCGCUGUUCGGCGCGUCGUCGUUCCGGGGCGCGCGCGAGGUGUCGCGGAGCGGGAGCGCGGCGUGGCGGACGCUGGAGACGCAGUCGAGCUUCGCCAUGAGUCAGGCGGACGACUACAGCGUGACGGGGUCCACGCCGGGCAUGACGGGCACGCAGCUGUCGUCGGCGAUGUCGAACGACUCGGACAUGUUCGACGCCGUGCUCGGCGCGGACUCGGACGACGAGGACGAGGCGGCGGCGGUGAUCGACAGCAUGUUCGGGGGCGGCGCCGCGGACGCGCUCGGCGACCUGGGCCGUCCGGCGCGGGCGAACGACGCGGCGCAGGCGAGCGCGAGCGCGGCCGCGUACGGCGGCGGGAUCGACGACCUCCUCGGCGGCGACGCGGACGUGGGCGACCUGGGCGCGGCGGUGGACUCGGGGCUGUUCGGCGCGGCGCCGGAGACGGACGCGCAGGUGGGCGUGACGGUCCCCGCGGCGCCCGCGGCGGCGGGGGGCGCGUACGGGGGCCCGCCGGUGUGCUCGGUCGCGCUGGUGGAGGUGUGGCGCGGCGUGUACGACGCGGCGGGGCGGCUGGUGCGCAGCGGGGUGGCCGGGGAGGUGUCGGUGCGGCGGUCGCCCGGGCACGCCGCGGCGGCGGUCAUGCCGCAGAUCGAGCUGCGGGGCAUCGACGACCUGAGCGGCCGCGGGGCGCUCCGCGGCAUGGGCAUGCAUCCGUUCGGGGCCAGCGUGGGUCUGACGGGGCGCUCGGUGUUCUACCUCAACCUGGGCGGGCUCGACGAUGCCCGGAGCAAAGCGCCGCAGCAGCCCGUGGACCUGCUCGCCGGGGACGACGAGGACGCGCAGGGCGCGGGCGAGGGCGCGGACCCGCUGGCGGCGCUGUGGGACGGGGCGGGGGGCGAGCCGUCGCGGGCGUACCACGUGGCGCGCGCGGCGGGGUGCUCGGCGCUGCGUGACUGGGGCGAGGUCCGCGGCGAGAAGGCCGAGGGUGGGGAGUUGGAGGCGCCCGCGGUGGUGGUGGGGUACGACGCGGUGGGGGCGCACCCCGACAUGCCGGGGCCGCCGGUGGUCGCGCGGCUGUCGUGCAGUCCCGUGUCGACGGAGCCCGGGGGCGGCGGGAUCGCGUCGGCGUCGUUCGUCGUCGCGCUGCAGGUGCUGGCGUCCUCGGCGCUGGCCAUGGGGCUGCAGGGGCUGUGCGCGGGGGUGGUGCUGCCGGCGGGGGGCUGCGAGGUGGUGCGCGCGAGCCCGCACGCGACACACAACGUUGGGCGCGGCAGGGUGCAGUGGAAGGUGCCGCUGGUCCGGCCGGGGGAGCUGGCACUGCUGCGCGCCGAGGUGCGCGUGCCGGGGCAGGGGCGGAGCCUCACGGACGUGUGGCAGGUGGUGACGCGGCAGCUGCGCGCGCACCUGGCCUUCAUGCUGCACCCCGCGCAGAGCGUCACGGGCGUGCGACUGUCGCAGCCCAGCGCGGUGGGGAGCGCAGUCGAGGUGGCGGCGCACGGCGCGUCCGUCGGGGAGGUGUUCGUGUCCGCAGCGUGA